Molecule: messenger RNA, 1083 nt
Organism: Pelagomonas calceolata
Lineage: Eukaryota; Pelagophyceae; Pelagomonadales; Pelagomonadaceae
Source: the annotation of a GenBank genome assembly
CUAGCAUUGGCAACCAAAUUUGAAGGCGCGUGCAUGCCUGCGUGCUCACUGUCCUGCGGUCCUCGUUGCAAAUAAGAGGUCGAUCAUGUUGCGCCUUGCUACGCUCGCAACAAUUUCUGCGCUCGCGCACGGCUUCGCCGUCCCACCGCUGCGUGCAGCGCGCACGCCCGCUGCAGCCAAGGCCACGGUGGCCAAGGCCGCACCAGUAUUGCUCCCGACCGUGCCCGAGCUCGCGCUCGCGGCGGGCGUGCCCACCGCACUGGGCCUCUGGCGCACGGGCUUCGCGGUUAGUUACGGCUACGGCGGCGCCAUCGCCGCCUCGGCGUACCUCUACCUCCAGAAGACCAGCGGCGUGGCGAAGCUCCACGCGACGGCGCUCGCGUUCUACGGCGUGCGCCUCUGCGCUUAUUUGCUGCUGAGAGGUGCCACGACCGAGAUGCGGCCCAUCAAGGCCAAGUCCGCGUCAGUCCCGGACCGCCUCAAGCGCCUGCCCCUCUUGUCGGGUUGCGCAGCGCUGUACGCCUUCCUAGCGGCGCCGCUGCGGGUCACGGCGGCCGGCCAGGCGACCGACGCCGUUAAGCUGCUGGUGAAGGCGUCGUUCGCGUCCUUCGGCGUCGCGGCCGUCGCCGACGCGUGGAAGUACGUGGCCAAGCAGCUGAACGGCAAGGACCACCUCGUGACGGGCGGGCCCUUUUUUUUCUUCCGCCAUCCCAACUACACGUUCGAGGUGCUCGGCUGGCUCCUCUCCUUCGCGGCGGCGAUCUCGGCGGCGGCGCCCGUCUCGAAGCACGUGCCCGCUCUUGCGUGCAGCGCCCUGGGCGCCUUCGGCAUUUUUGGUGUGCUCGCGGGCGAGGCGGCGGCCGGCCUCGAGAAGAAGCAGCUCGAAAAAUACGGCGACUCGCCGGAGUACCAGAAGUGGGUCGCGCGGACCUGGGCGGGGCCCAUGAUGGGCGCGCCGAAGGUCAUGCCCCCGCGGCGGGUCACGGACACGUUCGAGCGCGUCGCCUGGAGCGGGUCGGCGUUCCCGAAGAAGUAGUGGGUCCACGCCGUUUUGUGGGGGGGUAGGUAAGGACUUCCUAGGAC